GCUACGUCACUGUCGCGCGACGGUAGCAGCAGGAAGACCCUUUACCGGGUUGAAUUUGUUGUUGAAGACACCUCUCCCCGUCCUUCAGCUGUAAAAUGUACUACAAGUUCAGCGGUAUCACCCAGAAAUUGACGGGGUCUGCUCCUACGGCCGCCUUCAGCCCUCAGGGGCUGAGGUCGGGUGUGCCAGCAGAGGCCCCAACCAUGAUCUUCGCCACACCCACCAAGGUGGUGUCAGAGGCUGGCAGUGCAGUAGAGUACUUGGGAGCAAACAAGGUUCCUGACCUCCAGAGGAUAUUCCAGACAUCAGACGGUAUCCCCAUUCAUCUGAAGCGCGGCGUUCCCGACAGAUUACUGUACCGCACCACCAUGGCUCUCACUGUAGGAGGCGCUCUGUACUGUUUGGUGGCUCUUUACAUCGCAGCCCAGCCCAGGAAAUAAGUGACCAACGCAAACCAGGGAUCAUUCUGUAACACAUCAACACAACAUUCCCGGUCUGCAUCCGCCCUUGCCUCAUCACCUCUUGGGACUCUUAGAUGAGAAUAAAUCACUGUUGGAACAUCUCACCAUUGCUCACAAACAUCCUGUCUGUCUUCUUUGUAAAAAAAAAUGUCUAAGUUAAUAAAUUUUAAGGGGAAACAAAAUAAAAAAGAUCUUUUUUC
Notolabrus celidotus (New Zealand spotty) is the source of this 661-nucleotide messenger RNA. It is a transcript of the gene cox7a2l, whose product is annotated as cytochrome c oxidase subunit 7A-related protein, mitochondrial. The record is from RefSeq and is a predicted model, not a curated record. Gene Ontology annotation, biological process: mitochondrial electron transport, cytochrome c to oxygen; regulation of oxidative phosphorylation; mitochondrial respirasome assembly. Bases 96 to 440 code for a protein of 114 amino acids. Lineage: Eukaryota; Metazoa; Chordata; Actinopteri; Labriformes; Labridae. The transcript has 3 exons.